AUGUUCUCCGUCAUCGUCCCUGGCAGACCCUGUCUCACCGACAUCGUCGCAGUCGACGCACAGCCCAACGGCCAAGCCACCAAGUUCGCCUUCACCUUCCCCCUGGAGCCUUCCUUUACGGAACUCGUCGUGUUCUUCCUCCCCGGCACCGUCCUGCCCCAGGACAGCGCAGCCGCCAUCUACGUGCAAUUCCCCGACGCCAACCCUCCGCCCACAGGGCCCGAGUUCCGUUUCAUCGGCGCGCUCGCGAACGAGAAGCCCUCAUCCGUUUUCAAAGUGCAGCCGCCGCCGUCGCAGCCCCGUCGCACAGAGGCCCAGGAGGAAGACGAGAUGCUGGACGCAGGCGCAGCGGGUACGGCAGGGGGCGCAGCACCGGGCACGACAGGAAUGGUGACGUUAGGGAUUUCGAUCGAGCCGGUGCAGACGGUUGCGCCGCAGCUGGCUGCGCUGGAGGCGGAGAGCUCGGGCGCGGGCCCGUCAACAGACCUUGUGCGACAGACGAGGCAGCAGAAAGAGGUGACGACGAAGGUGCUGGCGCAGCGCAUCAUCGGCAAUGCGUUCAACUUCCUGGCGAGCUUUGCGUCGUCAGAUCAGGAUGUCGUGCCGCUGAAGUCGUUCCGCGAUUGGUGGGCGAAGUUUGAGCGCAAGAUUGAUAUGGAUCCGACGUUUCUGGAACGUGAGGAUCCCAGUGCGUCCGGGUGA
Messenger RNA from Aspergillus melleus, 702 nucleotides. RefSeq names its product OPI10 family protein. Gene Ontology annotation, biological process: protein import into nucleus. The transcript has a single exon. Bases 1 to 702 code for a protein of 233 amino acids. The record is from RefSeq and is a predicted model, not a curated record. Gene Ontology annotation, cellular component: nucleus; cytosol. Gene Ontology annotation, molecular function: nuclear import signal receptor activity. Lineage: Eukaryota; Fungi; Ascomycota; Eurotiomycetes; Eurotiales; Aspergillaceae.